AUGUCUUCUCCAAUCAUAGCAAUAUUCUCUUCAACCAAAGUUUUGUCUUCUGAAAUAGCUGGAACGUCUACGCCAUCUUCAUUUUCGUCUACUGAUAUAAUUGAAACGUCUACUCCAAUCAUAGACAUAUUCUCGUCAUCCACAGUUUCGUCUACUGAAAUAACUGAUACGUCUACUCCAAUCAUAGAAAUAUUCUCUUCAUCCACAGUUUCGUCUGCUGAAAUAACUGAGACGACUACUACAACCAAACUUUCGUCUACUGAAAUAACUUGGACGUCUACUCCAAUAAAAGAAAUAUUCUCGUCAACAACAGUUUUGUCUACUGAAAUAACUGAAACGUCUACUCCAAUCAUAGACAUAUUCACGUCAUCGACAGUUUCUUCUUCUGAAAUAACUGAGACGUCUACUCCAAUCAUAGAAAUAUUCUCGUCAACCACAGUCACGUCUACUGAAAUAACGGAGACGUCUACUCCAAUCAUAGAAAUAUUCUCGUCAUCUACAGUUUCUUCUUCUGAAGUAACUGAGACGUCUACUCCAAUCAUAGACAUAUUCUCGUCAUCCACAGUCACGUCUACUAAAAUAACGGAGACGUCUACUCUAAUCAUAGAAAUAUUCUCGUCAUCCACAGUCACGUCUACUGAAAUAACGGAGACGUCUACUCCAAUCACAGAAAUAUUCGCGUCAUCAACAGUUUCGUCUACUGAAAUAACGGAGACGUCUACUCCAAUCAUAGACAUAUUCUCGUCAACCACAGUUUCUUCUUCUGAAAUAACUGAGACGUCUACUCCAAUCAUAGAAAUAUUCUCGUCAUCCACAGUCACGUCUACUGAAAUAACGGAGACGUCUACUCCAAUCAUAGAAAUAUUCUCGUCAUCCACAGUCACGUCUACUGAAAUAACUGCGCCGUCUAUGCCAACCACAGUUUCGUCUACUGAAAUAAUUGAAACGUCUUCUCCAAUCAUAGAAAUAUUAGCGACAACCACAGUUUUGUCUACUGAAAGAACUGAGACGUCUACGCAAAUUAUAGAAAUAUUCAUGUCAUCAACAGUUUCUUCUACUGAAAUAAUGGAGACGUCGACAUCAACCACAGUUUCGUUUACUGAAAUAACUGAUACGUCUACUCCAAUCAUGGAAUUAUUCUCGUCUUAUGUAACAACUGAAACGCCUACUACAACCACAGUGUCGUAUACUGUAACAACUGAAACGCCUUUGCCUACCAUAAUAUCCUCUUUUGUAACAAAAGCACCGCCUACUCCAACCACAGAAACAUUUACGUUGACCAUAGUUUCGCCUACUGCUAUAGUUUUUACGUCUACGCCUAUUCAAACAACGGAAACAUCAACUCCUGCCUUUACAACUGUAGAAUCUACAAGUAUCACUGCAGCUCCUACAACUACAACUGCAGAACAUACAACAAUAACUGCAGCUUCCACCACUACAACUGCUGCUUCCACCACUACAACUGCUGCUACUACAACUACAACUGAUGCUCCUACAACUGCAGCUCCUACAACUGCUGCUCCCACAACUGCAGCUCCCACAACUGCAGCUCCUACAACGACAGCUUCUACAACUGCAGCUCCUACCACUACAACUGCAGAUUCUACCUCUACAACUGCUGCUCCUACCACUACAACUGCAGCUCCUACCACUACAACUGCUGCUCCUACCACUACAUAUGCAGCUCCUACCACUACAACUGCAGCUUCUUCAACUGCAGCUCCUACCACUACAACUGUAGCUCCUACCACCACAACUACUGCUUCUUACACUACAACUGCUGCUCCUACCACUACAUCUGCUGCUCCUACCAUUACAACUGCUGCUCCUACAACUACAACUGCACUGCAGCUACUACAACUGCAGCUCCUACAACUGCAGCUCCUACCACUACAACUGCAACUCCUCUCACUACAACUGCAACCAUUACGAAUUCCACUUCAGAACCUACUACUUCAAACAUAA
This is a messenger RNA of Dreissena polymorpha, 1965 nucleotides long. RefSeq lists its product as uncharacterized. The record is from RefSeq and is a predicted model, not a curated record. NCBI's taxonomy places the organism in Eukaryota, Metazoa, Mollusca, Bivalvia, Myida, Dreissenidae. The coding region runs from base 1 to 1965 and encodes 654 amino acids. The transcript has 2 exons.